UCCCCCCCACAUCCCCCAACGAAGCGGUCGAUCGCUCAACACUUCCGCUCGCCCUCCCUCUUCUUCUCCUCCGCCAUUCCUCCUUUCCCCUGCGACUCGAAGGGCACCGCACAAUGGAGGCCUUCUACUGGCUGCUCUUCUGCUGGCUUGCCGUGGUGGUGGCGGCCAUGGAGCUGAGCAAGACCAACCGGGAUCGUGCCUCCACCUCCUCCGCCUUCAAUUCCUUCAAGAACAACUACAUCCUCGUCUACUCCCUCAUGAUGGCUGGAGAUUGGUUGCAGGGUCCAUAUGUGUACUACCUCUACAGCCAGUACGGAUACGGGAAGGGAGACAUCGGUCGGCUCUUCAUCGCGGGCUUCGGAUCUUCCAUGCUGUUCGGAACCAUCGUCGGAUCUCUGGCGGACAAACAGGGUCGGAAGAGAGCUUCUGUCACCUACUGCAUCACCUACAUCCUCAGUUGCAUGACCAAGCAUUCUCCGCAGUUUAAGGUCUUGAUGUUGGGGCGCGUAUUAGGAGGGAUCGCGACGUCGCUCUUGUUCUCGGCAUUCGAGUCAUGGCUCGUCGCAGAACACAACAAGAGGGGUUUUGAACCACAAUGGCUGUCCAUAACUUUCUCCAAGGCUAUCUUUCUUGGCAAUGGCCUAGUUGCCAUCAUCGCUGGGUUAUUUGCUAACCUACUGACGGAUAACUUGGGAUUUGGACCUGUUGCCCCCUUUGAUGCUGCUGCAUGCUUCCUUGCAAUUGGCAUGGCAAUUAUAUUAUCAACAUGGACUGAGAACUAUGGGGAUCCGUCUGACAGCAAGGGUUUACUUACCCAGUUUCAGGUUGCUGCAGCGGCUAUUUCUUCUGAUGAGAAAAUUGCGUUGCUGGGUGCGAUACAGUCACUGUUUGAAGGUUCCAUGUAUACAUUUGUAUUCCUUUGGACCCCUGCUCUAAGCCCAAAUGAUGAAGACAUUCCUCAUGGUUUCAUUUUUGCUACAUUUAUGCUGUCCUCAAUGUUGGGUAGCUCAUUUGCAUCUCGACUAUUGGCCCGUCCAACUCCUAGAGUUGAAUCUUACAUGCAGCUUGUAUUCGCAGUCGCUGCAGUCACUCUCCUCCUACCUGUUAUUACCAGUUUCUUAGUAGCACCAUCCACAGUCAGAGGUGGGAGCAUUUCUUUCGGGGGUUGUAUUCAGCUUGUUGGCUUCUGUACAUUUGAAGCAUGUGUUGGAAUAUUUUGGCCAUCCAUUAUGAAGAUGAGGUCCCAAUACAUUCCUGAAGAAGCUAGGAGCACGAUCAUGAACUUCUUCCGCAUUCCCCUUAACAUAUUUGUGUGCGUCGUGCUUUACAAUGUGAGCGCAUUCCCUAUGACUGUCAUGUUUGGCAUGUGCUCUUGCUUCCUGUUCCUCGCUUCACUUCUUCAAAGGAGGCUGAUGAUGGUUUCUGAGAUCCACAGAUCAAAAUCUCAAGAUUGGACUGAUAUGAAGGAGAGAGAUACGGAAGCAGAGCCACUGAACAUUGGGUGAACAAGAAAAGAUGGGAGUAACAUAAUAAAAAGUGGCCUUUCACCAUAUUGCUACUGAAAUCAUUUCUUGGUUCCUGUCGUUACUAAUACAAAAAUAAGUUUGCUGCCAUGUUUAGAUGGAUAAAAUUGGGGACAUGCAGUCAUGAGGCAUAGAACAUCACAAGUGCAAUGACUCCAUAUGAGGUUCCCUCUCUAUUCUCAUCUAAAAGGUGGUCCUGCACAAGUGCAAUCCUAAGUUAUACUAGUAUCUCAACGUAGUGGUGAUCAGUCAGUAGCCCAAUUGGUUUUCUGUUCUACAAUCCCUUUCUGCUGCUCCCUUCUUUUUUAUCUUUGUUUUGCUUUCUUGUUCUUGGAGAUUAUAUCCACGUCUGAGUCUCUUCAUGUAUUCAGAGAAUAAUUAAUAUUAUAAGCCUUCGGAUCUCGUGAUUUCUAUUUAUAAAA
Molecule: messenger RNA, 1945 nt
Organism: Musa acuminata subsp. malaccensis (wild Malaysian banana)
Lineage: Eukaryota; Viridiplantae; Streptophyta; Magnoliopsida; Zingiberales; Musaceae
Biological process (GO): molybdate ion transport
Cellular component (GO): membrane
Molecular function (GO): molybdate ion transmembrane transporter activity
Source: RefSeq, a predicted model, not a curated record